ACUUCCGGUGUUUCCGUAUGUGGUGUUGUCAUCUUGACAGAGUUGUGAUCAGCCAUAAAUGCAGAUGUUGUGCAUUUGUGCGUCAUUUCACACGGAGUGUCCACUCUGCUAAUGGUCACCAUGAAAUCGUCCCUUCUUCUGCUUUGCUGUGCUUUCUCAGCACUGGCGCUGGACCAAGUGAACAAGCCGCCUGCAACUGUGACCCCUGCCAAAGAGUUGACUAGCAAGGGCAAGCCUGAUCCUACCCGCAAGUACACCACAGCUACACCUGUAUCCACCACCGUGCACAUGACAACCAACGCUACAACCGACCCUGCUCCCUCAACCAACGCUACAACCGACCCUGCUCCCUCAACCAACGCUACAACCGACCCUGCUCCCUCAACCAACGCUACAACCGACCCUGCUCCCUCAACCAACGCUACAACCGACCCUGCUCCCUCAACCGACCCUGCUCCCUCAACCAACGCUACAACCAACCCGGCACCUGUAACCAACGCUACAACACCUUUGCCAGCCACCAACACAACCAGCAAGCCGACAGACGCUCCUCCUCCUCCUCCCAAGCCCACGCCACCCACCAGCUUAAGGGUCGGCAACUACACCCUGAUGAAGGACAAGGUGGUCUGCCUGAUGGCUCAAAUGGCGCUGCAGAUCCGCCUGAUGACACCAAAGGUCAACGGGACUUUUGUGGUUCAGCCCAAUAAGACCAAAGCAGCUGGGGGGUGCCAGGAAAGCACGGCCAACCUCACUCUGGUCUUCCAGGAGGGUUUCAUCACCUUCAUGUUCAACAAGAACGCAUCUGAAAACACGGUGUACGUGAAUGCGCUGUCCUUUAACAUCUCCUACCCUUUCAGCACAGCCAACGGACAGUAUGCUGCCAACAACCAGUCGAUGCACAACUUUGCAGCAAAAAUUGGCCACUCCUACUCGUGCAAGAGCGAGUCUCUCUACAUGGGGAAUGGACUGUAUUUGGACAUCAAGCAAGACAGGAUGCAGGCCUUCAAUCUGACCAUGAGCAACGAAUUUGGAAUUACUGACUCGUGUGUAGCCGACCAGCCGGAUUAUCGCGUGGCCAUUGCAGUGGGAAUCACACUCCUGGUGCUCAUCUUGGUGGUGGUGGUGGUGUACUUCUUGGGCCGCAGGAGGAGGACGGAUGGCUACCAGUCGCUGUGAGGCCACCAUGCCCCAGAUGUGUCUGGGGUGAGGCAGAGUGCGCUCUCAUGGGGGCACUGAAGGGCACAUCUUUGUCAAAAUGUCUCAUUGAAAUCACUUUAUUUUUGUCCACAUUUUGUUUUAGUAUUCUGUUUUAAAUUGAUUUUAUUCAGAGAAUCGUACUCCUUUGUGGUUGCCUUUUUUAGCAAACGACCUAUACAUCCUAAUGUGUUAUUUUAUUUUGACUUUUCAAAAAGGGAUGAUUAAAAAGAUGCUAUUUGUGUAACCUUGUCAGGUAAUGUAUUGAUCAAUAAUAAUUGCACUGAUUGCUGUCACGGGCGAGGUUGUCCAUACGCCUGAAGAGAAGCCCUAUGUCUAGCAUUCUGACUUCUAAGGACAUAAUGUGGAUUGUUUACAAUAUAGCUUAGCGGGGCCACAAAUAGAGGCAUGAAAGAUUUGUCAAUAUUUCUUCUGUGUUCUACAUGUUACGAGAGUGUACCAUUCUGGGCUGAUGCUGAUUCUAGCUGUUGAUGCCUUUUUUUCCCCCAAUUUGAAUGCCUUUUUUGCCAUUAAAGAACGACAUGUUUAUAAUAA
Doryrhamphus excisus (bluestripe pipefish) is the source of this 1749-nucleotide messenger RNA. It is a transcript of the gene cd68, whose product is annotated as CD68 molecule. Gene Ontology annotation, cellular component: lysosomal membrane; late endosome membrane; plasma membrane. The record is from RefSeq and is a predicted model, not a curated record. Gene Ontology annotation, biological process: establishment of protein localization to organelle. Lineage: Eukaryota; Metazoa; Chordata; Actinopteri; Syngnathiformes; Syngnathidae.